AUGCUCAUUUCUUCGAGCUAUCGCAGGCGUUGGAAAAAGUUAUCCCAAGCUGUAUACCUCCGGUGGAGAUCAUUGGGUACUGGACUACUAUUGCUAUGGCUCUUCCUCAUACUUAACGAACAGAAGCAUCCGUUCACCAAAUAUGCGCACGCAAUAACGAAUCGAUCCUUCGAACUCGAGGAGACUUAUCAAUCGCUUCCAGACGGCAAUUCCAAAUCGCGUGCCAAUGUCCGAACCUCUCUUGACGACAAACAAGCGCAAGAAUUCUGCGGGCAACAUGCUUUCCAACCCUACCCCGAUCGAUAUACACUGCGAAAAGUCUAUGACUUACUUAUGAUCAAUGAUGAGCUGGAAUGGCUUGAGAUUCGCUUGAACACCCUCGCGGCAUACGUCGAUUAUUUCGUUAUUGUCGAAUCACCAUAUACUUUUACUGGUCGACCCAAAGCCUUGGUGCUCAAGGAGAACUGGUCUCGCUUUGCUGAGUUUCAUUCGCAGAUAAUAUACCAUGAAGUAACCGAUAUGCCAGUCGGCGCGAAGCGGGCCUGGGAUUAUGAGGACCAUCAGCGCAAUGCCAUGUUCCUGCAAGUUAUACCUGGGUUAGAGGACAAGCGAAAGGCAAAUGUUGGUGACAUCCUGAUCGUCAGCGACGUAGACGAGAUUCCAAGGCCAAUCACCAUUACGGUAAUGCGCAACUGCAACUUCCCACGCCGUCUCACCCUUCGAAGUCAAUUCUUUUACUAUGGGUUCCAAUGGAAACAUCGUGGUGAGGAGUGGGCACAUCCGCAAGCUACUAUCUAUUAUGGGCCAGAACAUACCAUCCUCCCAGCGGAUUUGCGUAACGGCGAGGGUGGCAGUUGGAUAAAGGUGUGGUGGUACAAGACAGACCUUUGGAAUUCAGGGUGGCACUGCAGUACUUGCUUUCCAAACAUCGAGGAGGUCCUUACAAAGAUGUCGAGCUUCUCGCACACAGGCUACGACAGGGAAGAAUUUCGGGAUCGAACGCAUAUCGUGGAUCGGGUAAGGAAAGGAUUAGACCUUUUCGACCGGCCGGGUGAGGAGUUUAUACGGGUUGACAAUAAUCAGGAUAUUCCAGAAUAUCUAAAGUUGAAUCGUGACAGGUUUGGUUAUUUGCUUGACAGAGAUGCGUGGAAUGCUGGAUUUUUGGAUUACAGUGAGCACGAAAGUGCUCCUGAUUAA
Messenger RNA from Glarea lozoyensis ATCC 20868, 1197 nucleotides. Its product is annotated as glycosyl transferase family 17 protein. Gene Ontology annotation, molecular function: beta-1,4-mannosylglycoprotein 4-beta-N-acetylglucosaminyltransferase activity. Lineage: Eukaryota; Fungi; Ascomycota; Leotiomycetes; Helotiales; Helotiaceae. The record is from RefSeq and is a predicted model, not a curated record. Bases 1 to 1197 code for a protein of 398 amino acids. Gene Ontology annotation, biological process: N-acetylglucosamine metabolic process; protein N-linked glycosylation. Gene Ontology annotation, cellular component: membrane. The transcript has a single exon.